UAUUUAUUUGGUGACUUCUCCACAGCACAUUGUGUGGGCCGACAACGAUUUCCCAAGAUGUCGAGUCGCUCAAGAAUAAGUCUCGCUUUGCGGAGGGCACGAAUUGCUCAGCCAAUCCACCCAAGACAGCUCCGUCCACUCUCGCAGAUUCGAUGGCAAAGUACAGCAAGUACCGAGGAUGCUGAAGGCGUUGCAAAGGGCACGACAGGCACUUCGAAAACGGUCAAAUUUACGUCCGAGACAUACCCAGAAAUCAAAAGAGAUUCGAGGUUCGCAGAAAUAACGGCAGAUCAUGUUAAACAUUUCAAGGAGUUAUUGGGGAAAGAUGCUGCUGUUAUUGAUGGAGUUACCCAAGAUGCUACAGACGAUAUUGAGCCUUUCAAUGGGGACUGGAUGCGAAAAUACCGGGGGCAUACAAAGUUGGUGCUGAAGCCUGGCUCAACAGAAGAAGUCAGCAAGGUCUUGAAAUACUGCAAUGAUAAUAUGCUGGCUGUGGUGCCGCAAGGAGGAAACUCUGGACUUGUUGGUGGCUCGGUGCCGGUAUUUGAUGAGAUUGUUAUCAACAUGAGCCGGAUGAAUCAGAUCCGGUCGUUCGAUGAUGUAUCUGGAACACUGGUUGCAGAUGCUGGUUGCAUUCUGGAAGUUGCAGAUGGAUACUUGGCGGAAAGAGGACAUAUCUUUCCCCUAGAUCUUGGUGCCAAGGGUUCGUGCCAUAUUGGAGGCAAUGUUGCCACGAAUGCUGGAGGGCUGAGACUGUUACGUUAUGGAAGUUUACACGGAAACGUCUUGGGUCUUGAGGCAGUAUUGCCAGAUGGAACUAUUGUCGACGACCUUUCCAAGUUACGGAAGAACAACACUGGGUAUGACCUGAAGCAACUGUUUAUUGGAGCUGAAGGCACAAUCGGAAUCAUAACAGCUGUUUCCAUUAUAUGCCCGCAGCGCUCGAAUGCGAUCAAUGUCGCAUUCUUCGGGCUGGAAUCUUUUGAAAAAGUCCAACAAGCCUUCAGGGAAGCCAAAGGACAAUUGUCUGAAAUCCUGUCAGCUUUUGAGCUUAUGGACAGUCACUCCCAAGACCUCGUUCAUGCUGUCACCAAGAACAAGCGUCCUUUAGAAAGCGAAUGUCCUUUCUAUUGCUUGGUGGAGACUAGUGGAUCCAACAGCGAGCACGACAAUGAAAAGCUUGAGAAAUUCCUCGAGUAUGUCAUGGAAAAGGAGAUUGUCCUCGAUGGAGUAGUGGCUCAAGAUGAGACCCAAGUCAAGGCAUUAUGGGGUUGGAGGGAAGGUAUCCCCGAGUGCUUGGGACACUGGGGCGGUGUCUACAAGUAUGAUUUGUCGAUACCCAUCAACGAGCUUUACACCCUGGUCGAUGAUGUUCGAGAAAAGAUCACGGAUGCCGGUCUGAUCGGAGAAGGGGAGGAGCAUCCAGUUGUAGAUGUCGUUGGCUACGGACACAUGGGUGAUUCGAAUCUGCAUCUGAACGUUGCAACAAGACGGUAUGACAAGAAAGUUGAGAAGGAACUGGAACCAUUCGUUUAUGAAUGGGUCUCGAAGAGAAAUGGUAGCAUCAGUGCUGAACAUGGUUUGGGAUUGGCGAAAAAGAACUACAUUGGAUACAGCAGGAGUGACACUAUGGUUGCAUUGAUGAAGCAGAUCAAAAAUCUUUAUGAUCCAAACGGCAUCAUGAAUCCAUACAAGUACAUAUAGAAGAAAAUGUUAUCACAAGUUCUUGUACAUAUUUGAUCUUGAUGGUACACUACACCAAAGAGACUCACAGCCUAGCGCAAGUUGGUCCCGGGUUGGGACUGCCACGAUAAAGUAAAGUUAUCCUUGAGCCGGAGUUGGCGGGAAAAGCUCCCAGUACAGAAAAUCGAGGAAGCCGCAACAAUAGAGU
Molecule: messenger RNA, 1891 nt
Organism: Mollisia scopiformis
Lineage: Eukaryota; Fungi; Ascomycota; Leotiomycetes; Helotiales; Mollisiaceae
Exons: 2
Coding region: 58-1704 (548 amino acids)
Cellular component (GO): mitochondrion
Molecular function (GO): catalytic activity; FAD binding
Source: RefSeq, a predicted model, not a curated record